AUGGCUUCUGAUAAAGAAGAUAAGAUUAACGUCCCGGCUCAGGACCCUGAUGCUAAGAUGGGUGAGACGUUGAGUCUUCAGGGGUCGAUGCAGGUUGCGGAGGAGGGAGUUGAUAACCACUAUAGAGGAAGAAAGGUUCUUCGAAGAAUCGAUCUUUGUCUUAUGCCCCUUCUUCUCGUAUCAUAUACACUCCAGUUCCUUGACAAGCAGUCACUCAACUUUGCUUCUAUCAUGGGCAUCAUCGACGACUUGGACCUCGUCGGAUCAAGAUACAGCUGGUGCAGCAGCGCCUUCUACUUCGGCUACCUCGCCUUCAGCUACCCAGCGUCGUGGCUAAUGGUCCGUCUGCCCCUGGGCAAAUACCUCGCUGGAUCAAGUCUCGCCUGGGCCAUUAUCCUCUGCUGCCACGCCGCAGUCCAAAGUUUCCCCGGUCUUCUAGUCGCUCGUUUCUUCCUCGGUGUAGCAGAAGCCUCCAUCUCGCCUGGCUUCUCCCUUAUCACUGGAAUGUGGUAUAAGCGUGAGGAACAACCUUUCCGACAUGGUAUUUGGUUCUUGGGUAAUGCCAUUGCAACUUCGUUUGGAGGUCUUUUGGCUUAUGGUAUCGCUCAUAUUGGUGGUGCCCUCGAGGCUUGGAGAUGGCUCUUCAUCAUCUUCGGUCUCAUCACCCUCGUCUGGGCCAUCGUCCUAGCCAUCUUCCUCCCCGAUACCCCCGACAACGCACGCUUCCUCGAUCAACAACAACGCAUCGAUGCCGUCGAUCGUAUUCGAAGCAACCAAACUGGUAUGAAGAACAACAGCUUCAAGUGGGAGCAGGUCCGAGAGGUCAUCAAGGACCCUAAUGUCCUGCUGUUGAUGGUCUUCCAAAUUGCUUUCAGCAUUCCCAAUGGUGCACACACAACAUUCAGCAGUCUUGUCAUGGCAGGCUUCGGCUUCAGCCGUUUCCAGGUCUACCUUCUCAACAUGCCCAUGGGUGCUAUCCUUGCUUUCUUCGCCCUCGGCUCCACAUACCUUUGCAGUCGUUUCAACGGCUACCGAACCAUUAUUGGCGCAUGCCUCAGCUUGAUCAGUUUGGCUGGCUCGCUUCUUGUUCGCUACGGCCCCAACCAAGGAAGUCAACUCUUCGGACUGUGGAUCUUCGUUGCAUUUGCUGCUGGUUUCCCCAUUUCCUUGUCAAUGGUUGCUUCCAACGUCGCUGGCUUUACCAAGAAGAGUGUUGCCUCCGCGAUGAUGUUCAUGGCAUACACAACUGGUAACAUCAUCGGCCCUUUUCUGUUCUUCCCCCGAGAGGCCCCCGAGUACUCGAGCGGUUUCUUGGCGACUUCGGUCUGCUUCGGCAUUUCGACCGUUACCAUGAUUGUUCUCCGAUUCGUUUUGAUCGCUGAGAAUAAGCGACGCGAUAAGCUUCAACAGACGAGCUCUGGUCUUCGGGAUGAGACGGAGUAUCUUGAGAUCUCUGAUGUUACUGAUAGGAAGAACCUCAACUUCCGUUAUGUUUACUAA
Molecule: messenger RNA, 1500 nt
Organism: Fusarium redolens
Lineage: Eukaryota; Fungi; Ascomycota; Sordariomycetes; Hypocreales; Nectriaceae
Product: major facilitator superfamily domain-containing protein
Exons: 8
Coding region: 1-1500 (499 amino acids)
Biological process (GO): allantoate transport; dipeptide transport; tripeptide transport
Cellular component (GO): plasma membrane
Molecular function (GO): dipeptide transmembrane transporter activity; allantoate transmembrane transporter activity
Source: RefSeq, a predicted model, not a curated record